This is a messenger RNA of Trichomonas vaginalis G3, 228 nucleotides long. RefSeq lists its product as uncharacterized. NCBI's taxonomy places the organism in Eukaryota, Parabasalia, Trichomonadida, Trichomonadidae. Bases 1 to 228 code for a protein of 75 amino acids. The record is from RefSeq and is a predicted model, not a curated record. The transcript has a single exon.
AUGAACGUGAGACAGCUCAUUCUACUACACGAAAUUCUACAACUGUUGUUGUACAAACACACAAUGUUAUUGCUUCUCCUUCUCCUCAGCAGCAACCACAGCCACAGUAUUAUCAACCACCUCCUUCUUAUGUUCCCCCUCCACCACAAACUCCAUCUUAUGCUCCUCAACAUAAUUCUCCAUAUGGAGCUCCUCCUCAACAAACCCUAUUUAUGGCAUUCCUCCUAA